AUGUCAUCCUGAAGAUGCCUUCGAAUCAAUUUAUGGCAUAUGUACAUAACGAUAGUGAAACUUUCAAGGUAUCCUGGAUCCGUAAAAAGGACGAACCUCCAACAAUAUUGACAGUUGGAGUAGGAACGUACAUAGCCGACGAUCGAUUCUUCGUUGAACAUGCAAGACAUUUGCAGAAUUGGGGAUUGGUUAUUAAACACGUCCGACCGGAAGAUGCUGGAGUGUAUGAAUGUCAAAUAUCUACACAUCCCACUACGAGCAUAUUUUUGGAACUGACAGUAACAGAGGCAGUAGGCGUCAAUCAUAGGAGCUCCAGAUCUACAUAUCAAAGCAGGUUCUCUUCUUCGUUUAAAAUGUAUCUUAAUACACGCUACGGAAGCACCAGCCUAUGUUUUCUGGUACCACGACCAAAGAAUGAUUAACCACGAUCCAGGUGUGAUGGUAUCUGCUGAUAAGUCUUCCAGUCUUCUUCAAUUAGAUGAAGCAGACACGAGUAAUAGUGGAAACUAUACGUGUUACCCUUCAAAUGCCAUACCUGCCUAUGUGAAUGUUCAUGUAUUAAACGCAACGGAAGAGGAAAACCCGGCUGCCAUGUUACACGCCAACAGCAGUGAUGUCUCAACAGCACUCGUCUUGAGCAUUCUUUUAGCUUUAUUCGCAAACGUUUUAAUGACUUUAGAUAGCUGAAAUUUUUAAAUUAGGUAUACCCUCUUGUACUCCGUGAGCCAACGCAGUUGAUACUCUCUUAAGAUGUUGUUGGCUUGUAUUAAAAGCCUGUUAUUACA
Messenger RNA from Psylliodes chrysocephalus, 785 nucleotides. Lineage: Eukaryota; Metazoa; Arthropoda; Insecta; Coleoptera; Chrysomelidae. The record is from the annotation of a GenBank genome assembly.